Messenger RNA from Aspergillus piperis CBS 112811, 589 nucleotides. RefSeq lists its product as uncharacterized. The record is from RefSeq and is a predicted model, not a curated record. Lineage: Eukaryota; Fungi; Ascomycota; Eurotiomycetes; Eurotiales; Aspergillaceae. The transcript has 2 exons. The coding region runs from base 76 to 399 and encodes 107 amino acids.
GGAAAAUUUUCAAGCCCAAUUCCACUCACCUUCGGACUCCACACCUUCCUCUUCAAACCAAAGAGUAUCAUCACCAUGCAGCUUCUCUCCAUCCUCCCCAUCGCAGCCUUGGCUGGUACUUCCAUCGCAGUACACUGGAAUGUGACCCUCUACACCGACACCGAGUGCACCGAAUACAAGUGGUCAUACGCCGGAAACCAGAGUUACGGGUGUUACUCGCUUGAGACAUACAACCCAACCAUUCAGUCUAUCAGGGCUGAGAUCCCCGAGGACUGGGUUUUCGAUGGAGCAAGUGGCGGCGCUUGCAAUAAUUUUCACACUUUCGGGGGCUCAGGAUGCUGGACUCAGGGUCAGGGUCAGGGAUUCAAGUCUUUCCAGGUAUACCCGAAGGCAAGCUGAAGUGAUGUUACCCAACGUUGAUGGAAUAAAAAUGACUCUUUGUUCAUGGUAUACAUGCUACUUAUAUGAUUUAUGCUUCAAUUGUAUCUAGCUUUCUUGCCAUGCGCAGCACUAGGGCUAUACUAGUCAUGAGCAUUUGGUUUUCUAUAGCAAAAUGACGAGACCAGGUCUUUGUUGUACCUAGAUGAGC